AUGACAUUCUCGACAGAGGACAAAAUUGUACGUGGGCCCGAGGGCAGCGUACCGCUACCAGACGGGCUGGCCCGCUACCUGUUCGGCAAGAUGCUGCAGCAUGGCGACAAGGUCGCACAGGUGGGUCGCUUCUGGCAGCACGAGAUGCGCCACGUACUGGCCAUCCUCCGUCCACGGGUGUUGGUAGCCGAUAAGCCGAACGCCCUGUACGAGCAGUCGGCAACCACUGUGCUCAGCAGGGCGGACGUCUUCAAGUGGUUCGAGGGGGAGGCGAGCGACGCCGCCGUGCCCCAGGCAGAGGCGGAGGUGGAGGUGGAGGUGGAGGAGCGGCCGCUGGACUCUCCAGCCGUGGUGCUCUGCUCGUCCGGCACCACUGGCUACCCCAAGGGCGUCGAGGUCUCCCACCGGGGGCUGCUGCAGCUGCUCGCCAUCGGCACAGAGAAGAAGCUGAUGAUGAUGCUGGGUGAUGGAUCAUUCUUGGUGCUGUCGCCUGCCUUCUGGGUAUCCGCAGUGGCACUUCUACUGCUGUCCAUCAACGCCGGCAGCAGGAUAGUCGCCAUGGCUCAGUUCAAGGAAUCACUUUUCUUGAAGGCUCUGCGCGAGCACAAGACCGACGCGAUAGUUACGUCGUAUUUCACGGAACAUUGGCUGCAGGUGGUGGGCACCCUGAUGGCGCCCUUCCUGGGCGUGAAGCUGCUGAGGAUGAGCCCGCAGCCGGACCUGACGCCGCUGCGCCUCAUCGUCUUCGGCGGCUCGGCGCUGGACCGCGUCACCCAGGCCCAGCUGCAGGCCAAGUUCAAGCUGGCGGCCACCCAGAUGUACGGCAUGACGGAGCUGCUCAUGACCCUCUCCUCCGAAAGCACCAAGCCCUCACCUUUCGGCUCCGUCGGCCUCCCGCAACCCAACGUCGAGGUCAAGGUGGUGGACACAGAGUCUGGCCACGCCCUGGGUCCGAAUCAGGACGGAGAACUCUGCUUCAGGGCCCCAACGGUUACGCGCGGCUACUACAACGACCCCGUCGCAACGGCUGCAGCAAUCGACGCCGACGGCUGGUUCCACACGGGCGAUGUCGGCUACUACGACGACGCGGGCCACUUCUACAUCACAGACCGCAUCAAGGACUUCGUCAAGUACAAGGGGCACCACGUUUCGUCGGUGCUUCUGGAGGGUCUGCUGUACAAGCACCCGGCCGUACUGGAGGCUGCGGUGGUCGGCGUGCCGGACCCUCUGGCUGCAGAGCUGCCCAGGGCCUACGUCGCCCUGAAGUCAGGGGAACAGGUCUCUGCGGAGGAACUGGCAAACUUUGUCAACGCUGAAGUUUCCGACCACAAGAAACUGCGCGGCGGUGUCGUCUUUCUGGAGAAACUUCCAAGGACCUCGACAGGAAAAGUGUGCAAGAGGAUCUUGAGGGAACUGGCCAAGAAGGAAGAGAGCGGAAAUUAG
Molecule: messenger RNA, 1443 nt
Organism: Schistocerca serialis cubense
Lineage: Eukaryota; Metazoa; Arthropoda; Insecta; Orthoptera; Acrididae
Exons: 7
Coding region: 1-1443 (480 amino acids)
Biological process (GO): fatty-acyl-CoA biosynthetic process; long-chain fatty acid metabolic process
Molecular function (GO): long-chain fatty acid-CoA ligase activity
Source: RefSeq, a predicted model, not a curated record